AUGGACACUCCCACCGCAGACAUCGACGAGAGAUUACACAAGCUCAGCAUGGGCCUAGCCACGCCCACACUCUCUAAGCUCCCUUCAGACAAUGAUACGGAAGCAUAUCGUGCAGUGCUAAGGGAUCUCGAGAGACUCAGAACCAGCACCACCAUCACCAGCACCAACGGCAACAGCCUUCUUUCCCCUUUUGAAGAGUGUCCAUAUCGUUCCAACCCCGAAGAGUAUCUCCGUGACAUAGAAGCUAUCAAUCGCAGUCUCGACAACGUCAAAGUCCCGCUCGAUAUCGGCCAAAUGCAGCUCGAGCACUCGGCGACAAUGGCCAACCUAAUCAGGGCUACCACCGCCGCCCUAAACGGCGACGACAACAGCUUCUUCUUCUUCAACGACAACAACAACACAAUCACAAUCACCAACACCGACACCAACACCGACAUCGACAACCCCCUUCCCCAGGCUCUCCUGAAGGCACUAGAGCCCAUCUCCUUCUACCGCUCCCACCGCCAACGCCACAACAACAUCCUCUACGGCCUAGGCGUGCUCCGCUGCCGUGAUCCCGAAAUCGGUAACUUGAGACUUACGCCCAGCACUUCUUACAUCUACGAUUCGUCCGCGUCCAGCAUUUUCAUCGAUCACCCGUUACGCAUCAGCGAUAUUGAGGCGUCGUUUCAGAUGGGUGUAAGUACUCCUAUCGGUACCCCUAUCGGUGCUUCUACCUCUGCUCAGCCUACUGGUACUGGUACAGGCUCAAAAAAGCUGGCGCAGUUCAAGGCGGCACUUGAGGGGAUGUUAAAUAUGACUAGACAACAUGCUGCGCGCGGUGUGGAGGAGGCGAGGGAGGAUGUGGGUCCACUGGAGGAGGUGUUGGGGAAGUGGAACGGGAUGAUUGGCGAGUACUUGGGGAGUAGCUUCACGGAUAAGUAUGAAAUGGAAGAAAGAUGGCAGCCUUUUUUUAGGAGAUGA
This is a messenger RNA of Sordaria macrospora k-hell, 963 nucleotides long. NCBI's taxonomy places the organism in Eukaryota, Fungi, Ascomycota, Sordariomycetes, Sordariales, Sordariaceae. The record is from RefSeq and is a predicted model, not a curated record.